Messenger RNA from Cryphonectria parasitica EP155, 603 nucleotides. RefSeq lists its product as uncharacterized. Bases 1 to 603 code for a protein of 200 amino acids. NCBI's taxonomy places the organism in Eukaryota, Fungi, Ascomycota, Sordariomycetes, Diaporthales, Cryphonectriaceae. The transcript has 3 exons. The record is from RefSeq and is a predicted model, not a curated record.
AUGAAGGCGAUCUUCGUCACCGUUUGUACCCUGGUUCCCGCCUUUGCAAGCCCCAUGGCUUCUGCUGGACAUGAAUUGGCUCAACGAAACACUGCGAGUGCCCUGGAUGCCCUUUCAUCGACUAUCAAAACACAUACUGCCAAUAUCAAUCGAACCCUCGCUAGCCUUCCAGCAAAUGCGACAACACCGUCCAGCAAUUCCACGAAUAGCAACAUCACCGAGGAAUACAAUCUGAUCGCCAUUGCAUUAAAUACAACAUCUUCGACCCUUGCUGGCAGUUCUAAGCGGAGCGUGCCGCUGCUUGCCGGCGCCGAUGAGUGUGAUGCGACAUGCCAGCAAGAUAUAUAUAACGAGCUCGGCAGCCUAUCUGCUGAGAUUGCGUACACUAUGGAGGGCUGCAUCGAGAGAAAUGCAGUUGACAUAUCCACAUCCUCGAGCGUCCUCAUCACUGUCGUACUAGCUCUCGCCAAUCUCACCAAUGACCUUGGAAACGUGGUCGGUGGAAUUGCUGGCGUCGUUGUCCAGACACUGCAGGCGGCCAUGGGCACCGAGAUCGGUGGCAUUCUGGCUUCUCUUGUCUCAGUACCUAUAGUUGUUGAUUGA